AUGAUAAUGAAUAAUAGGAAGACUCUUUUUGAGUAUUCAAAAUGGGAUCUUUGGAUUCACUCCCUAAAGAUGUCCAUUUACAACCUCACACAUAACUUACUCUUAAACAGUGUUGUAACUGUGCACCUAUACAAUUUCCUAAUUUUAUUGGAAACCAUGCAAAUGGUAAUUGAAAUCAUAUAACAUUUCAGGUGUACUAUUCAAUACAUCCGAGCUUUUCAUUCCUCUUCCAAACUCCCAUUUUCAAAUAUUUCCGCUUAAUUCUAUCCUAUUUCUAGCCCAACGAAGUAUUGGGCAAAGGACAAAUAGAAAUUUAGUUAGCACUAUUGUACAUAGUAAUACAAAUCACCUAUCAAGGUAUUCGCAGUAUAAUUGCUCAUGAUCGCCUUGAAAAUUGUGAUCCUCUGCAAUUUGAAAAAGCAUACCACAUUUUACAUCUACACAUAUCGACUUGUAGCCUACUUCGGAGUAUUCUUCAACACAAUCCUACUGAUUCCAUUCACCAACGUGUACAUCGCCAUACUGUAUUGCGUGAACUCCAACUUUGAAUGCUAUGUCGGAGCCUACUAUGCUCACUUUGUGUUUUCUUUUUUGGGACUCUUCAUGCACUUGAUACACAUCGUCUACUUCAACUUGAUUUUCAUGGAACAGAACCCAUUUUCCUCCAUCCCUUUUGCCACUCCUCAACAAAGUGCCACUCUCAUCAAACAAAUCAUAAAGAUCGUCCUGCCCAUCUACACCAUCUUCGACUACGCUGGCUCCCUAGACAGAGUGUUCAUCUCACUCCUCUGCUUGUCCUACAUCUAUCUGAAUGUGCAACGAUUCAAACAACCCAAAUACUACAACAAAUGGGUUGCUUGGGCCUCGAUAAUAGAGGAAAUCACUUUGCUCUGGAUCACACUCGUGAGUUUCUUCACGGCCUUCAUCAAUUACAACCAGGCUGAAGACAUAGGGUUCUUCUAUAUGAUAAUAGGCAUCCCCUUGGUAAUUCUUGUUUAUUUUCACCUGUUGCAUCUCCAAAAUAAGAAGGUCCUGUCUAUUCUAUUCAGAAACAUCGAAAGAGACAUCGAGGCUGAGAUAUACCUGCUCGAAGUCAUUAAGUUGAUCAAACAGAGAAAAAAGAUCUGGUCGCGAAUGCUCCUGGAGGGCAAACUGAGAUUGCACUCCAAGGCCUGUUAAAACAAGGAUUGCAUCUGCAAGGCUUUGAUGCAUGAAAACAUAAAGGAGGAGGAGAUCGAUCAAUAUUGGUAUAAGUUUUUGGGAUUCCUAUUGAAUGAGAUGAGAGAAAGGUUCAAUAAGAGUUGUAGAAUCAAUCUUCUGUAUGCCUUUUUAUUGAAUGAUCAAUUGAACAACCAUUUCAAAGCACUCACUGAGAUGAUGUUCGCAGAAGACAACAAACCAUCCUUAUAAGAGGAACUAGCUAUGUACCAUUAUAAAUAAAUCAUCCAACAAAAACUGAAAGACAUGGAACAGAAAACCAAUGAAAAUAAAGGAAUAGAUGUGAAUGGAAUAAUGGUAUUCUAGAAUACCUUCAUCAUCUUCCUGAAUGCAGUAGAGAAGACAGUCAAUUAUCACAUUGAGUACUGGCGUGAGUUACUGGAAACUAAUCCCGAUAUUCUAAAAUUGAAGGUAGUUGGAUCCAAAAUAACAAAGAAAUUAGAGUAGACAAUGAUUUAGUAUCAGAAAUUGCAAGAGCUGAAUUCUAAUCACAUUAAGUUUUUAACCAUCUAUGGCAAUUUCUUAAAAGAGAUUGUGAAUGAUGAGGAUGAGUCCAAUAGGAUUCUAGACAGAGUUCAGAUUUUGAUCAAACAAUUCCAGAACAAUAAGAUUCAUGAUUAAAUAAGAUUGAAGUAUGGAGAGAAUGCCAAUACAUGUAUAAUAACAUGUUCAGGUAAUUUUAACAACAUGGGUGUGGUCACCAAUUGCAAUAAUGAAAUCACACGACUUCUACAAUUUAGUAAGAGUGACAUCAUGGGUAUUAAUAUCAAUUGCAUUAUGCCAAAAAUAUAUGCAAGUCAUCAUGAUCAAUAUAUGAUUGAUUACAUAGAUACCAGCAAACCAAAAGUGAUGGACAAAGAGAGGAUCUUGUGUUGCAUUAACUCCCAACAAUAUUUGGUGCCUUGUUCUUUGAUGAUCAAGAUACUUCCAAAUCUAGAUGAGGGCAUCAAGAUGGUUGGAUUCUUAUAAGAUUACAAUAAUCAAUAGGAAUCAAACGAAGAAUGGCAUUAUCUAAUAGUUGAUGGAUACACUCAGACUCUCUUGGGCAUCACCUAAUCUUGCACUCAAAUCUUCGGAAUUCCACAAUCUAUUAUGACUAAUAAUACAUUCAAAUAGAAAUUUACUUUUGAUGUGCUCUUCCCAAAUAUAGAAGAACACAUCAAUAUGGAAGAUGGAAUCCUCACUUAUUUAGAUACAACUCAAUUGUAGGAAGACUAUUUAUAAGGAAUUGGAGAAAGUCAGAGUGAAAUAUCAAUUGAGGAUGACGAUGAUUAAUUCUGCGAGUUUCCUCAUGAUCCAUUGAGAUCCUCGAAUGAUACAAGAAUACAAAGGUAUUUACUCAAACCAGUGGAGGUGAAACAAUAAGACUAAGUCUCUGAUACACCUAGUCCAUUGUUUCAUAGAUUUUAGACUGUUGAUUUCAAGAAAAAGAAGAAUGACAAAUUGCAAAGAUACAAAAAGUAUAAAGUUAAAUUAGUAUUAUGCGAUCAACUCAAAAUUGGAGAAAUCAAUUUAUAAACUAUCAAAUUUAUGUGGAUCAAGGAGGAUGAGUAGAGUGAACAAAUUAUGAAGAUGGAUUCCAUGAAUUCAAAGCAAAAUCAAAAUAAUCAAGAUAACAAAAUCAGCGAUCAUUUACAACCAGUAAUCGAGGAUGGCAAUUCAAGUAGAUCUUCUAGAACUGAAAAUAAUCAAAAGGAAUUGAAGGAAUUCAAAUAAAUGAUAUCAUCCAAAACUCAACCUAGAUCUAUAAUUAUUUUAAAGCGUACAGUUUGGUUCAUUAUGAUCCUUCUACUAACUUUAAGUACUUUAAUUAUGGCUUAUAGAAUCAUUUAGAUUGAUGAUGUUAAGGAAGGUGUGAAUGCCAUCUAUUAAGGGUAUUACAGACAUAAUAUCAUCUCUGAUGUUGUCUACAAUGCUCGCAAAUUGCAACUCAUUUAUAACAAUACUUAUAAUGAUGAUUUGUAAGUAGUCAAAUCGGAUUUAUAAUAUUGGGUCAAUUCAUUACAACAACUGCAAUAUGAUUUAAUCAAUGUCAGACUCAUUAUGGAAAAUAGAAAGGGAAGCCAAAUUCAACCUUAAAUGUACACAACCAAGUUCUUAAUGUCUAAUGGACAAGAAAGCAAUUAAGAUCUACUCUUUGAUGAUGCCAUGAUGUACUUCAUCACAUCUGGUUCCUAAUUGGACAAUGCUUCAAACGAUUCCUUUAUUUAAUCUACAAAUAGUGGUUACAAGAAUUUCUAUUUUCUCAUCAAUAAUGGAUACUAUGUACUCAGAAAUGGAUCUGAAAACAUUGCUAACAAUUUCUAUUCCUUUUAUUCUAAUCUUAUCUAGGAUUACUUGAUCAAAUUCCUCAUCAUCAUGAUCAUCGGCAUUGCAUUCCUCAUCAUCUCCUCCUUGGUCUUAAUUCCGAUUGUCUCACAAGUGCAUGAUACCAAUAAUAAAGUCUUGUCCCUUUUUGGUAUCAUACCUGUGAAUGAAUUAAAGGAUUUGGUCACUAAAUGCGAACAGUACUUAAAGAAUUUCUUAAAUGAAUAAGGAGAUUCACAUAAACAAACAAAAGUGUAAGAAGCAUAAAUUACUCACUAAAAUAUCAUUCAUACAUCUGGACAUGGAGAACAACCAUUAAUAAAUAAGGAACAUCCAGAGAAAUAAGAGAGUAAUGAAGAUGAUGCUAGCAAACUCAUUCAAAAACCAUAAAAGUUAUUGUCAUCAGGACAUCAAAGUGUAAGUCAUGUGAAACAAUUAUCAAAUUUAACUUCUGAUGGCUAACCUCAAAUCCCCAUACCAGUUUCUUAAGGUGCAACUAAACACGAUUUAAAAUUUUCAUAAAAGAAAUAGUAAUAGAAAGAGGAAGAGAAAGAAGAUGAUUAAGAAAAUUUAAAAGCAAACAAAUUGUUGAAUUCUCAAGGAAGUCACAAAUGUGCUGUAACUGUCUAGUUUAUAUUCUUUGCUCUCUUGUUCAUUUCCUAUUUUGUCUUAGAUAUCAUAUUAGAAUCCUAUUUCCUUAAAGAAACUCAGAAUAUAUUUGAUCACCUCAAAAACAUAGAAGACAGACCCAUCAAUAUUAAAUACUACAUGUACUUGUCAAUUGAGCAUUUGCUUCUACAGAAUCCCACUUCUUUAGAUACAUAUAAGACGGACUUUCAAAACAGAUAGUCAGAAAAUGAACGAAACAUAUCCAUUGAAAUUCAAUAGUCUCACCCUUCAUAAUUUGAUUCAUAUUUUUCAUUAUUGGCUGGUAUUUCUUUUAAUAGUCUGUGCGACUAUCCAUUCACUGUAAACUAAUUCACUCUGGUCGCCUCAACUUGCAUGGAGGUAUAGGCUGGCCUCUUACAAUAAGGAUUGAAAACUACAAUAGCUUCAGUCGCAUUAACAUCUAAUGAUAUGCUAGCUAAGUGGUCAUUAAGUAAUAAGACUGUUGAUGAUCUAUCCUAAACCUUGAAAGAUUAUUUUAAAAAGCUAGACUCUAUUAUGCAAUAUGUAUCUAACUGUUGCUAUUAUCUAACUUUGUAAUACUAGUAGGCUACCUUAGAUUUUCUGUCAUAUUCAGAAAUGAUUGAAUAAGUCAAAUUUUCUGUGUUUCUAAUUGUUAUGUUCUUUGUUUUCAUAUUUUGCAUGACUCAAUACUAAAAUAAUUUGAGUGAAUAAAUCUGGGAAACUAAGGGCUUGUUGAAUAUGAUUCCUUUAGAGAUUAUUGCCAAGUAUCAACACUUGAAGGAUCAAUUUGUUGGAGGAGAAAUUCUUAAAGCUGUUCAAUGA
This is a messenger RNA of Paramecium tetraurelia, 4977 nucleotides long. RefSeq lists its product as uncharacterized. The transcript is spliced from 3 exons. NCBI's taxonomy places the organism in Eukaryota, Ciliophora, Oligohymenophorea, Peniculida, Parameciidae. The record is from RefSeq and is a predicted model, not a curated record.